GGCCCCCGCGCUGAGCUGAGCCGCCUUGCAGAGUUCAGUCGGGCUGGGAGAGAGAAAGAGAGAGAGAGAGAGAGAGAGAGAGGAAUGCACUGGGAUGCGGAGCGGCAACCACUGUAGGAAACCGACGCAACAACUCGCUCACUAUGGACAGCAAUGAUCCAUAUUUACACCUCAGUCCUUGGGGAAUGGCAGAGACAUGUGGAUGGGAAAGCACGGAGAGAAGGAAACCCAUGAUACAGAAAGAACAGAGCAGACCCCCCUCAGGGGCUUCACUUAUACGUUGUUACUCGGCAGGGCCAAUGAAUGCAGGCCACGCGCAUCCCCCUUCCAUGGCUGGCAUGGUGGGACAUCCUUCAGUCAUCAGCAGCUCCAGGCCCCUACCGUCCCCCAUGUCCACCCUGGGCUCGCCGAUGAACGGCCUGGCAUCGCCUUAUCCCGUCAUCACGUCGUCUCUGGGAUCACCCUCCAUACCCCUCCAGUCUACUCCCAACAUGAACUUUGGACCAAUCAGCAGUCCACAGAUGAACUCAAUGAACAGUGUUAGCAGUUCGGAGGACAUCAAGCCUCCGCCAGGCCUGCAGUCCCUGGGAAACAUCAACUACCAAUGUACAAGCCCGGGGGGGAUGUCAAAGCACAUCUGUGCUAUCUGCGGGGAUCGCUCUUCAGGAAAGCACUAUGGUGUGUACAGCUGCGAAGGCUGCAAAGGCUUCUUCAAGCGCACUGUCCGUAAAGAUCUCACCUACACGUGUCGAGACAACAAAGAGUGCCUGAUAGACAAGCGCCAGCGGAACCGCUGCCAGUACUGCCGCUAUCAGAAAUGCCUGGCCAUGGGCAUGAAGAGGGAAGGUGUGGGUGUGUGUGCAGCCGUGCAGGAAGAGAGGCAGCGCGGGAAGGAGCGUGGCGAGAACGAGGUGGAAUCCACCAGCAGUUUCAACGACGACAUGCCGGUGGAAAAGAUCCUGGAUGCUGAGCUGGCUGUGGAGCCCAAAACGGAGACGUACAGCGAUGGCAGCCCCGGAAACUCGACCAACGACCCCGUCACUAAUAUCUGCCAGGCAGCAGACAAGCAGCUCUUCACCUUGGUGGAGUGGGCCAAAAGGAUCCCACACUUCUCUGAGCUCCCUCUGGACGACCAGGUCAUCCUGCUUCGAGCAGGCUGGAACGAGCUGCUCAUUGCCUCUUUCUCGCAUCGCUCAGUCACGGUUAAAGACGGCAUCCUGUUGGCUACAGGUCUACACGUGCACAGAAGUAGCGCCCACAGUGCAGGAGUGGGAUCCAUCUUCGACAGAGUCCUCACAGAGUUGGUCUCCAAAAUGAAAGACAUGCAGAUGGAUAAGACAGAGCUGGGCUGCCUGCGAGCCAUCGUCCUAUUCAACCCAGAUGCAAAAGGUUUGUCAAACCCAUCAGAGGUGGAGGCACUAAGGGAAAAAGUCUACGCGUCAUUGGAGUCGUAUACAAAACAGAAGUACCCCGACCAGCCUGGCAGGUUCGCCAAAUUGCUGCUGCGCCUGCCAGCUCUGCGCUCCAUCGGCCUCAAGUGUUUGGAGCAUCUGUUCUUCUUUAAACUAAUCGGGGACACGCCCAUUGACACUUUCCUGAUGGAGAUGCUGGAGGCUCCGCAUCAGAUCACAUGACACCAGUCCUCCUCUCCCCUUCCCCUGUAAAUACCCCCACCUUGUGAGCGAUGUGAAGAUGGAUUGAAGAAAAAAAGGAGAGACUUGAUCGAAACUGUUAAACUGUUUUCUACCAAGUAAAGCAAUGUGAUUAAAGUAACAGUGAUAUUUUCCAGUUGUUUGGAGGAGAAUCCUAUAUGCACACAAAUUCUGAUAGAUUUGGUAACAGAUUUUGUAAAUAGAUGAUUUGUUGUAUUUGUUUUAAAAGCAUCCCAAUGCAAAUUACAGAGGAAUAAUUUUAUUCUAAGAGAGAGAAAAAAACAAACAACAAAAAAAAAAAAAAACAUUUCAUAAAAGAACACGUUUAAAGCUUCUUACAGAAUAAAGUUAUUUAAAAUGUGA
Molecule: messenger RNA, 2015 nt
Organism: Poecilia latipinna (sailfin molly)
Lineage: Eukaryota; Metazoa; Chordata; Actinopteri; Cyprinodontiformes; Poeciliidae
Gene: rxrgb
Product: retinoid X receptor, gamma b
Exons: 11
Coding region: 144-1634 (496 amino acids)
Biological process (GO): regulation of DNA-templated transcription
Cellular component (GO): nucleus
Molecular function (GO): nuclear steroid receptor activity; zinc ion binding; sequence-specific DNA binding
Source: RefSeq, a predicted model, not a curated record